AUGAACAACUCAUUUAAGACUUUCAACAAACACCUUCCUCUUCUUCCCUUUCAUCAUCAUCAUCAUCAUAAAUUCCCUCACCACCACUUUUCUUAUCCAUUCCUCUCACCUUCCUCUGUCAAUUACUCUCGCACAGCCACAAUCUCUUGCUCUCAAUUUCGUUCUUCAUCAUACUCCUCCUCAUCUCAAUCUACUACAUUUAUGGACAUCUUCAAAGCAAUUGCUAAACAAGAAGUUGCAGCUCAUGGUAGUGUUGCUAUCAGAGCUGAUCAGAAGAGUUAUAGUUACAAUCAGCUCAUCUCAUCGGCACAAAAGUUAUCUAAUCUCUUGUGUGAAAAUGAUGUGAAGGGAAAUCUUGGAGGAGCUCGAAUAGGAAUUGUAGCUAAACCGUCUGCCGAAUUUGUUGCUGGAAUACUUGCAACUUGGUUUAGCGGAGGUGUUGUCGUUCCACUUGCGCUCAGCUAUCCAGAAGUAGAGCUCCUGUAUGUGAUGAAUAAUUCGGAUGUGUCUGCAAUACUGAGUACUGAAGAUCAUAGUGAGUUAAUGCAAAGCAUUGCCAACAAAACAUCUUCUCGGUUUUUUCAUAUUCCGCCUGUUCCUAAUAAGUCCUCCGAGAAGAGCAACAAUGGGCAUGCAAAAAAUGGAGAAAGUGAGGCAGACAGAAUUUUCCUGGAAAACAUUGAAAGAUCAAGUGAAGAUCCAGCACUGAUUUUGUACACUAGCGGGACAACAGGUAAACCUAAGGGAGUUGUUCAUACACACAGAAGCAUCCUUGCUCAGGUCCAAGCCUUGACAAAUGCAUGGGAGUACACAUCAGCUGAUCGGUUUUUGCAUUGUCUACCAUUACAUCAUGUCCAUGGGCUUUUCAAUGGUUUAUUGGCCCCUCUCUACGUCGGUUCCUCGGUUGAGUUUCUUCCGAAAUUUAGUGUCAGUGGAAUUUGGAAAAGAUGGCGUGAUUCAUAUCCAACUGAAGGAUAUGAGGCUGAUGAUGCUAUAACUGUAUUCACCGGAGUUCCAACUAUGUACACUCGAUUAAUACAAGGUUAUCAUGCCAUGGAUCCAGAGCUGCAAGCCAUUUCUGCAUCUAGCACAAGGAACUUGCGUCUAAUGAUGUGUGGGUCCUCUGCACUUCCUCAACCUGUUAUGCAAGAAUGGGAGUCCAUCACUGGACAUCGCUUAUUGGAGCGAUAUGGCAUGACUGAAUUUGUCAUGGCACUGUCAAAUCCUUUGAAAGGUGAGCGUAAAGCAGGCACCGUUGGCAAACCAUUACCUGGCGUGCAGGUCAAGAUUCUUGCAGAUGAGGAGCAUGAGAGUGAGGAAUCUGGGGUUGGUGAGCUUUGCAUCAAAAGCCCUUCAUUGUUUAAAGAAUAUUAUAAACUUCCCGAGGUAAUGAAGGAAUCGUUUACAGAUGAUGGAUUCUUUAAGACCGGAGAUGUUGUCACGACCGAUAAAGAUGGAUAUUUCAUCAUUUUAGGACGUAAGAACGCGGAUAUAAUCAUGAACAGUGGCUAUAAGCUCUCUGCAUUAGAAAUUGAAUCAGUAAUAGUAGAGCAUCCAAUUGUCUCAGAAUGUUGUGUUUUGGGAAUACCGGACAAAGUCUACGGAGAAAUUGUCUGUGCAAUUAUCGUGCCAGCCGCAAAGAGCGAACAAGAGUCAAAGCCUGCUCUAAGCCUAGCAGAGUUAACCGCUUGGGCCAAAACUAAACUCGCACCUUACAAGAUACCAACUCGACUUAUCGUGUGGGAGUCACUCCCUCGCAAUGCAAUGGGGAAGGUAAACAAAAAAGAGCUGAAGAAGCUGGUGACUUCGGAAUGA
Lathyrus sativus (Indian pea) is the source of this 1815-nucleotide messenger RNA. Lineage: Eukaryota; Viridiplantae; Streptophyta; Magnoliopsida; Fabales; Fabaceae. The record is from the annotation of a GenBank genome assembly.